GUUUUCUCUGCUCAUUUCAUUGCUUGUUGAUUCUGGUGGUCAACAAAAAAGUUCUAAACUACAAUGGGAGGAACAUCCUUGGAUCCAGCAUUGGCCGAGAUUGGAAAGAAGAACGGGCUUCUUGUUUGGAGAAUUAAUAAAUUUGUGUUGGAGCCGGUCCCCGAGGUUGAUCAUGGUGUGUUUUACAUUGGAGACGCCUACAUUGCACUCUACCAAAAGUACGAUGGAUGUUGGGAUGUUCAUUUCUGGCUUGGAAAGAAUGCAUCGACUGAUGAAAUUGGAGUUGCAGCAAUCAAGACUGUAGAGAUUGACGAUUCUCUCGGUGGAAUUCCAACCCAACAUCGUGAAAUUCAAAACUACGAAUCUCCUCUCUUCUUGUCCUAUUUCCCUGACGGAAUUCGUUAUGUAUCUGGUGGUUAUGAAUCUGGAUACCGUCAUGUAGACGAUCAGUUCAAAAACUGGAAACCUCAUUUGUUCCAUUGUAAGGGAAAACGAAAUGUGAGAUGCACGGAGGUGGAAUGUGAAGUGAAUUCUCUUAAUUUGGGAGAUGUAUUCAUUUUGGAUCUGGGAAAGGAUCUUUAUGUUUGGAUGCCACCAGAGAGUGGAAGACUUGAAAGAAUCAAGGGAAUGGCUCGUGCCAAGAAUAUUGCUGAUCAUGAAAGAAUGGGAAUCCCGAAAGUUCAUAUUCUUGAUGAUGUUGAAUGGGAUAAUGAUUCAACAUUCUGGAGUUAUUUUGGUGGGGUUUCGUCCGUUAGGAAGGUGUCAAAGGGAAAAGAUGACGAUGAUAACUACUGGAAAAGACUUACGGAGCAAAUUACACUUUGGAAAGUUUCCGACGCAUCUGGUGCUGCUAAAGUUAGCAUGGUUUCUCAAGGCGAAAAUAUUCGAAAAGAGCAACUUGAUCCCAAGGAUGCCUUCAUUCUUGAUGCAAUUAAUGGUGGAAUCUUCGUCUGGAUUGGACAUGAAUGUACUCUUGAAGAAAGAUCGAAGGCUCUUAUUUGGGGGCAGAACUAUUUGAAACAGCAUCAUCUUCCCCGCUGGACACAAGUUACUAGAGUUCUCGAAUCAGCUGAAUCUACUCAAUUCACCCAAUGGUUCCGUGAUUGGGUUGAUGAGAAAAAGAAGAACACAUUCACUCCACUCCUUUUCCAAGUUUCCGAUGAAAGCGGUCUUCUUCAUGUUGAGGAAAUUGCAAACUUCACUCAAGAAGAUCUUGAUGGAGAUGAUGUCAUGAUCUUGGAUGCUUUGAAUUCCAUCUACGUUUGGGUUGGAGCAAAUGCUAAUGCAAAUGAGAAGAAAGAAGCAUUAAACACUGCAAAGUUGUACUUGGAAAAAGAUAAGUUGCCACGUCACAAGAAAACAGCUAUUGACACGAUCUUCCAAGGAAAAGAACCACCAACUUUCAAGAAAUUCUUCCCAUCCUGGGACGAUAAUUUGUUCAAGAAUGAAGUUCGAUCCGUGCAGAACAUGCGUCGCCUUCUCUUCCACUAAUUAAACUUUUUUAAUUUUAAUUUUUCAUUGUAUCUUAUAAUGUUUCUACAUUUCUAAUGUAAUUUAAAAUGACUCAUUGAAAUAAUAAACACUGCCUGAUCAU
Molecule: messenger RNA, 1594 nt
Organism: Caenorhabditis elegans
Lineage: Eukaryota; Metazoa; Nematoda; Chromadorea; Rhabditida; Rhabditidae
Gene: gsnl-1
Product: Gelsolin-like protein 1
Exons: 10
Coding region: 64-1491 (475 amino acids)
Cellular component (GO): cytoskeleton
Molecular function (GO): actin filament binding
Source: RefSeq, marked reviewed